AUGUGGAGACAAGUCAAUGUCUUUGUUUACUGUACAGACUCUCAAUAUGGACUUUUCACAAUCAUGGAGGUACAAACCUUGCUUGAAAGGAUAGAAACUGGGGGGAAAGUCUGGAUAAUCACCGCUCUUGAGAACACAGUCUUGUUCUAUGAGACGGAAUCCUUCCGGUAUGCCCAUGGUUCUUUGUCCUUUGUAAUGAAGACCAAAACAAGGACAAAAAAGGACGACUCCAAACCAAUAUUCCCUUCUUUUUUGGCUCUUUGGCAAGAAGAAUUUGAAUGUUCAUAUUCCAAACAUGCCUUGUCUGUGAGAGGUUGGACAAGAUGCAGGGAGGCGGAGAAUGUGAUGAUCCAGCAGGAAUUUAUUGAACAGGUUCAUUCCCAAGAUAGCUAUGUUCAUUACUUCAGUAUCCUAGCCGUUGCUCAGGCCUUACAUGCAGCAUAUUCAUCCAGAUCAAAGCGGAUGUCACUGAUGGGUGGAGGAGACCUGUUGGGACUUCAAAAGAUUCAGCCAUGGCAGGUAUGUCCUUUUCCUUUCGCAAACUACUGUUCAUUGUCCCAGCUCUGGAAUCACCAUAUUAGGAACAUAGGAAGCUGCCUUAAAAUGAGUCAGACCAUUGGUCUCACAAGUAGCAUUGUCUGUAUUGGUCUAACAAGUAGCAUUGUCUAUAUUGACUGACUGACAGGGAAAGUGAAUUAUCCCAAAUGUUUUCAUGUUCUCUUAGUGCUGGAGUUUCCUCUGUCGUUGUAGCUUCAUCCAUUCUUGAAAGAAGUGCAUCUCUAUUCUAAUACUUCACCUGAUGGACAGUACUUGGAUGAGAAUGGGGCACUGGCUGUAGACUUCGAUAUUGUGAAUUGGGUGCUGUUUCCCAAUACCUCUCAUGGUAGAGUGAAGAUUGGGGAAGUAGAGAAACAGGCAUCCUCAGAGGUAAAGUUGACCAUCAACCGAGAAGCAAUUGUCUGGCCCCUGGCCUUUAACAAGGUAUGGAGAAAUGAUAUGUCAUUUUAUUACUUGUGACAUCUGCUAGGCUCUAAUAGCUUGUUGAAUUGCACAUAUGAGACUUUGACUGUGAUUUUACUGAUACAGUGGUACAUCGGUUUAUGAACUUAAUCCAUUCUGAUAGUCCGUUCUUAAACCAAAACUGUUCUUAAACCAAGGUGCGCUUUCCCUAAUGAGGCCUUCCGCCGCUGGUGCUCUUCCACUGUUCAAAUUCAUCCUUAGACCGAGGUAAAGCUAUGAAACCAGUUUUGUGGAGUUCAUACACCAAAUAGUUUGUAAACAGGACUGUUCUUAAACCGAGGUGCCACUGUACUUCCCUUGAGCAAAGUCACUGAGAUGAAUGGAACAGCCUCUUGAGUAUGUAUAAGAUUUCACAGUGAAUAGGAGACUUUCCUAAGCACAGUCAAAUAGCUUUCCCAAAUGUAAGGUCUUCCCAAUCUGUUCAGAAUAUCCAGAGGACAGCAUGUAUUUCCUGUAGGGACUGUCAGGAGUUCAGCCUACACUCGAGUAGGAUCCUGGUAGAGACACAUGCCCAACUGGCAUGUUCUCUCCCUCCUGGCCGAUCGUUUGGGAGCUUCAAAAGCUUUCUUCUGCCCGAACAUCACAGUGACCGAUGCCAACCAACACUGGCACACUUAGGGAUCUGCAGAGUUUGUGCAUUUCGCGUGACAGACCUCAGCAACUCAGCAUUUUGGCUAAUCUACUUUAUUUACAUAUAAAUACACAUGGAGCACUGCAACAUGGCUCCCUCUGUCUCUAGCAUCAGACAGCAAAGAGAAAAAGAACAAAGGACAAUAGUCCCAUUUCACGGAACACAGUAACACAGACAUCCUGUCUUCGUCACUUCCCACACUCUGGUGUCAAAACAUAUACUGUCAUGUGAUAGACAACAAUCCUAUGACUGAAAUCAAGUAGCAGGAAUUCUAACAGGGACACCCUGCACCCACCCACAAAUAUUAAUCAGAGCUGGCAAUUAUUAAUCACCUGCCAAAAUAGGGCCUAGGGUCACUUAUGGCCAUUGGAAGCAAAUACAUGUUUUCCACAAUCUUGCCAAAACACUGCGAUCUGUUUCCAAAAGCACAAAUGCUCCUAAUCGUUUCUCAUUGAUUCUCCUUCCUCAAUUUCUGCCUAGACCAUGCCUCAUUCAAGAUGCUCACAGAGCUGUCACCCUGGAUAUGUCAAGAAGAUUCAGGAAGGGAAGCCCCCCUGCUGCUAUGAUUGCACUCCCUGCUCAGAAGGGACCAUCUCCACUCAGGAAGGUAGGCCAAGACCUCAGAAAAAACCGUCUUACCUGGGAGGAUGGGGCAAAGGUUUGAGCCAACCUAAGCAUGAUGUUUGUAAUGGCAUCCCAUGAGUGGAAUGCCUCUCGGGAUUUUGGAAGUUCAAAGAGCAGCACUAGGAGGGAUAAGCAGUUUUAACCGGGGGAAAGCAUGUCCACCUCUUUGACCAAUGCACACAUGCAUCAGCUGAUGGUCAGUGAAAGUCUACAUUCCUUAAGCUCACAAUCAUGCCUUUGAGGCCCUACCCAUCACACAACUCAAAAAGUGGCAUCACCAAAUAGGGUGACCUGCUGAGCUAAGUUUAAUCCAGUGGCCAGAGGUUCUCAGCACCAGUUUACACUUAAUAGAAGCUCUUCUGAAAUAUCUCACAGGCCAAGCUUUUCUAGCCAUGCUCCACAUGAUCUAUUUUGGUGGAUGAGACCAUGGAUCGAGAUGUUUUUGCCAGUGAACUUUUGCUUCUCUCUUUCCCAACAAAACUGUGUUCUUUUUUUAUCUCUCCCAUAUGCCUACCUUCCCCAUAUGCCUAGCUUGGUUUACAACUGCUGUUAGGAUACUGAAGUCUCUUUUUCUCUCUGCAGAUACUGCCAAAUGCACCAAAUGUUCAAAAGAUCAGCAUCCAAAGAAAGACAAAAAUCAAUGUGUACCCAAAAUAAUCACCUUCCUGUCCUAUGAAGAACCUUUGGGGAGCAUCCUAGCUUCCUUUGCCAUCCUCAUAUCCUUAGCCACAGUUUUUGUGUUAGAAAUCUUUAUUAAAUACAAAGCAACUCCCAUAGUCAAAGCCAACAAUAGGGAUCUCUCCUACAUCCUCCUCAUCUCCCUCCUUCUCUCAUUUUUGUCCUCCUUCCUCUUCAUUGGCCAGCCAAGAAAAGGGACCUGCCUUUUGCGCCAAACAGCCUUUGGCAUCAUCUUCUCAGUUGCUGUCUCUUCCGUCUUGGCAAAAACCAUCACUGUGGUGCUGGCCUUCCUGGCCACUAAGCCAGGGAGCAGGGCGAGGAGAUGGCUGGGGAAGUGUUUGGCCCACUCCAUUGUCAUUUCCUGUUCCAGUGUGCAAGUUCUCAUCUGCACGAUCUGGCUGGGGACAUCUCCUCCUUUCCCUGACUCUGACAAGCACUCCCAACCUGGGGAGAUCAUCCUGCAAUGCAAUGAAGGGUCUGUGGCCAUGUUUUAUGGUUCCCUCAGCUACAUGGGCUUCCUGGCUGCCAUCUGCUUCACAGUGGCUUUCCUAGCCAGAAAGCUUCCAGGAUCCUUCAAUGAAGCCAAGCUGAUCACCUUCAGCAUGCUGGUCUUCUGCAGUGUUUGGGUGUCCUUUGUGCCCACUUACCUGAGCACCAAGGGGAAAUACAUGGUAGCCGUUCAGGUCUUCUCUAUCUUGGCCUCCAGUGCUGGGCUUCUAGGAUGCAUCUUCCUUCCCAAAUGCUACAUUAUUAUACUGAGGCCUGAUCUGAACAUGAGAAAGACCAGAAACAGCUAA
Podarcis lilfordi (Lilford's wall lizard) is the source of this 3750-nucleotide messenger RNA. The record is from the annotation of a GenBank genome assembly. NCBI's taxonomy places the organism in Eukaryota, Metazoa, Chordata, Lepidosauria, Squamata, Lacertidae.